CACUACCAUUGCCCCGAGGUUUUCCAGCAUGCUCUCUGACGGGGAAUACAAAUACCACCAGGCCACCUGAGGUCUCCUGAGGUCUCUCAAGUCCUGCGUGCCCCUUCAUCCGUUUCCCGUCUCUCAUCACCCACCAUUCAAUCCCAUCUCACACUCUGAAUCCCCCCCAAACCCUAAUACAACCAACCCAAGACUCCUCCUCCUCCUCCACCACCACCAACAUGUCAGCCAACGCUACUGUCCUCUACCCUGCCGAGGGCGACUCGACAUUCGACCUCGACUACUACCUCAAGACACAUAUGCCUUUGGUGGCAGAGAAAUGGGGACCAUACGGCUUGAAAAACUGGACUGUGGUCAAGUUCAACCCUGGCCCAGAUGGCUCACAAACAUACACCUAUGGCGCCAUCUUGACCUGGGAUUCAGCUGAGAGCAUCGGCAAGGCUGUGUCGAGUGAGUCGGCCAAGGUGGUUAUGGGCGACGUGGUGAAUUUCAGCAACAAGGCACCUAUCUUUUUGACGGGUGGCAUUGUCGGCCAAUCGUAGAUGGGGUUAUAUGAUGAUGGUAAGGGAUGACAAUACUUGCAUGCCCUGGGGUUGACGAGGAAACCCAACAAAACACCGAGAGAAGUGAACAAAAAUACCCGAGGAACCUGGUUGACGGUGGAGAGAGCUUGGUGACUAAGAUAUAGAGUGAACGAGUGGGUCAAUUUCGAGGGACUCGGUUCGAAAACAUCCAUGUUCCUCCUCCCAUGUCGCUUUUCUUUCCUAGCGCUUAUCCAUUUGUUGUCGUUGCCCAUCCAGCGUAAACUGUGGUCCCUCUUCAAGAAGCCCAUCAUGAACCCGGACCUUUAAGCCGGAUAUCAACCCAAACAGUCCUUCUCAAUUGCUC
This is a messenger RNA of Exophiala mesophila, 888 nucleotides long. RefSeq lists its product as uncharacterized. NCBI's taxonomy places the organism in Eukaryota, Fungi, Ascomycota, Eurotiomycetes, Chaetothyriales, Herpotrichiellaceae. The record is from RefSeq and is a predicted model, not a curated record. The transcript has a single exon. Gene Ontology annotation, molecular function: oxidoreductase activity. The coding region runs from base 222 to 542 and encodes 106 amino acids.